GCUCUCACGAGACGGCAGCCUGAAGCUCACACAUACAAAGUGUCAGUGAUGACAGGCGACAUGUACGGUGCGGGGUCGGACGCCAACGUCUUCCUCACCAUCUACGGCGACCUUGGAGACACGGGCGAGAGGAAGCUCAGCAAGUCGGAGAACAACAGCAACAAGUUUGAACGAGGAUCGGUGGACAAAUUCACCAUAGAAGCUGUCGACCUGGGGCAGGUUUUUAGGAUCAAGAUCCACCAUGAUAACAGCAUGUUGAGUGCAGACUGGUACCUGGACCAAGUGGAGGUUCUGGACGUGGACACAGAGGAGGUGUUCCUCAUCCAUUGUGAACGAUGGCUCUCCAGGAAGCGGGAGGACCGACGUAUUGAGAGAGUAUUCUACGUCAAGGGCUACGAGGGCGUCAGAGAGAGCCUGAGCAGCAAAAAGAAAUUGGCCUUGAAGAGCGUCGACAAUAACAAUAAAAAGAGCAAAAAGAAGGAAGUAGAGGAACUACUACUUCCUGUCAUACCGUACCACAUCACGCUGUGUACCGGGCUGGAACGAGAUGCCGGCACCACCAGCAGGGCCUACGUGAUCAUCAUCGGGGCUGAUCACAGUCGCACAGAGAGACUGUGGCUGGACCCUCCAGACGGGAGUAAGGGCUUCCAGGCUGGCUCCCUGGAGAGCUUCGAGUGUCACGGUUCAGAUGUGGGGGAGAUGAAAAAGGUGGAGCUUGGCCAUGAUGGAGCUACCCCAGAGAGUUGCUGGCUGGUGGAUGAGCUCUCUGUUGCCGUGCCAACCAAAGGGGUCAAAUAUAUAUUUGCUUGCAUGUGCUGGCUGGCCAAAGAUCGCGGUGACGGGCUGACUGCCAGAAUGUUCAACGUACUGGAUGCGGAGGCUGUUUCCAUCUCCCAGAAGGUCAUUUAUGAGAUAAUUGUGAUCACCGGGGACGUCCAAAACGCAGGAACAGACACUCAGAUCUUUAUGUCUGUGUUCGGCGCUAACGGCAGCACAGAGGAAAUGCUGCUGCAGAAAAACGAGGACAGGUUCGAGCGCGGUCAGGAGGACACCUUUAACAUGGAGAUCGAUGACAUCGCCCCGCUGAGGAAGAUGAGGCUUCACAUUGACGGCUCCGGCAGCAGACCUGAUUGGUUCCUUGAUCAGGUGAUCAUGCGCAACCUGACCACGGAAGAAGUGUCCGUGUUCACCUACGAAGAGUGGCUGUCCAGGACACGUGGACCAAAAAGGACCAUGAUCUGCGAGAUGGCUGCCAUGGUGGACGAGGAGAUGAUGGUGGAGCUCACCACCUACGUAAUCCAGGUCAAGACCAGUGAUGUUGCAGGGGCUGGAACCGACGCCAAUGUAUGGAUCAUCGUCUUCGGAGAGAACGGAGACACAGGGACUCUGGCGUUGAAAGAGUGCAACAGGUCCAACAAGUUUGAGCGCAAACAGGCGGACACGUUUCGCUUCGCCGACAUCCUGAGUCUGGGAGAGCUCUCCAAAGUGCGAGUGUGGCACGACAACCGGGGUCCCUCACCGGGAUGGCACCUGGACUACAUCGACGUGAAGGAUGAGCUCUUGGACAAAACCUUUCGCUUCCCAUGCGACCGCUGGCUCGCCAAAAACGACGGCGACGGGCAGAUCAUGAGAGAACUGGCCUGCGCUAACAACGAAUACUUGGACCUGGAUGAGAAAACCAAGUAUGAGAUUUGCGUCACAACCGGAGACACAGAUGAUGCUGAAACCAAAGAGAGCGCCUGGAUUGUGCUGGAGGGGAGGAAGGGACGUUCAAAGGAAUUUUUGAUGGAGAACUCGUCGAAGAAGAAGAGGUUCUUGCGAGGACACGUUGACAGGUUUGAGUUCUCGUCCAAGAACCUCGGCGACAUCGUCAGUAUCUGCGUGGGCCACAUGUCCAAGGAUGGAAAGAAAGUAAAAGGAGAGAUUUUCUGGCAUGUGAAGGAGAUUUUUGUGACUGAAAGAGAGCUGGGCAACAAGUACAUCUUCAGCUGCGACGCCCAGGUCCCCUUGUCCCCGAAAAGGGACGACUUCUUGACCUUCGAGUGCACCAAGUUCAUCGAGAGCUUUGCGAGUAAAGCCCGCAGCCUGGUUCCAGUCAAGUACGAGAUCAUCGUCAUCACGGGCGACGAGAAAGGCGCGGGCACGGACGCCAACGUCUUCAUCACCAUCUUUGGCUCCAACGGCGACUCGGGUCGGCGGCAGCUGCGACAGAAGUUGCGCAACCUUUUCGAGCGCGAGCAGACGGACCGGUUUCUGCUGGAGAUGCUGGACAUGGGCGAGCUGCAGAAGGUUCGGGUGGAGCACGACAACUCGGGUCUGAACCCCGGCUGGCUGUUGGACCGCGUGGAGGUCACCAACACGGCGAACGGGGUCACCACCAUUUUUCUGUGCGGCAAGUGGCUGGACACCAACAGGGCUGAUGGGAAGAUUGCCAGAGUCCUCUACCCCAAAUACUAGUCCAGGUACUUUGACCUAAUGACUCAGGAAAAUCAAUGUGCCAUUCUUUGU
Entelurus aequoreus (snake pipefish) is the source of this 2508-nucleotide messenger RNA. Its product is annotated as lipoxygenase homology domain-containing protein 1-like. NCBI's taxonomy places the organism in Eukaryota, Metazoa, Chordata, Actinopteri, Syngnathiformes, Syngnathidae. The transcript is spliced from 14 exons. The record is from RefSeq and is a predicted model, not a curated record. Gene Ontology annotation, molecular function: protein binding. Bases 49 to 2457 code for a protein of 802 amino acids.